GACGUCAUUUAUAUGCGCCUUUACUCGGAAAGCUUUUUGUUUUGUUGAUGUUCGCUUUCUGUGGUGUUUUUGGCAUUAUGCAGGAGUUUGGCUACAUUUAGGAUUAAUGCAUUUAUAACCUAUUUUCUACGAUAGUGUUCCGUACGUAGCCGAUUCUGAUAAGAAUCGUCUAUUUUUAUUACUCCCAGUGUGUGAAAUUGAUCCUGAUGGCGAAUGACCGACUGCGAGCUUUGGAAGAGGUUGAGAAUCAAAUUGCAACGAUUCUGCAGUGCGCCGGCAACGUUGUGUUGGAGCUGUCUAAAGACAAGCACAAUGCCAGUUUCCUGGACAGACAGCUCAGCCAGUUUACUGGAUCCGUCAACAGAGUGGAGACUGAGCUCAGCUCACAAAUCAGAUAUCUCACACAGGUUGCCACAGGCCAGCCCCACGAGGGCUCCACAUACUCGGCCAGGAAAGACUGUCAAAUGGCCUUGAACCGAGCAGAAUACACCAGGGUCAAACUGGGAGAGCUGGGACGCACCUGCGAAGUCAUGCUGGAUCCACAACCCUGAGAGAACACACACGGUCGGUCGGCACUCGGGCAGAGCGCAGUAGGGGGAUGUUUCCAUCGCUCGCUGUCACCAUGGUGUUUUAGGACCACCUGCCGAAGAGAGGUGGGGACUGAAAUACUUCAUUUUUGUUUUGUUUUUGUAUGAUAUCAGUCAUGUAUCUGGCAAUGUUCUGUAAUAAAGUUAGUGUUUCAUUCCAUUA
Messenger RNA from Oncorhynchus nerka (sockeye salmon), 750 nucleotides. RefSeq names its product mediator of RNA polymerase II transcription subunit 11. Gene Ontology annotation, molecular function: transcription coregulator activity. The record is from RefSeq and is a predicted model, not a curated record. Gene Ontology annotation, cellular component: mediator complex. Gene Ontology annotation, biological process: regulation of transcription by RNA polymerase II. The coding region runs from base 207 to 551 and encodes 114 amino acids. Lineage: Eukaryota; Metazoa; Chordata; Actinopteri; Salmoniformes; Salmonidae. The transcript has 3 exons.